AUGGCUGCCAGUCAGGGACGAAUGCUCUCCAUAUUUUUUGUUUAUUUGGUUUUGUUCCUGCUCAAUACUCAAUCAAAAUGUAAAGGGGCUGUUUUUAAACGAUUGUUUUUGCGAAAUAUUGAUGGAUUGCUCGACGAUGGUUGUCGUGCUUGGAGUUAUUUACAAUUUAUUCAGCUACGGGUUGGUUACAAGCGGGAGUUGCUGCCAUCCAAAUAUGGAGCGUCGCUUCCCGUUUAUAAAAGUACUAAGCACGGCAUGGUCUGUUUAUCUCUACCAGCUAGUUUGUUUGUUAUGGAUCUAACGAUAUAUGUUGACAUAUCCCGUAAUCCUGGACCUUCUCAAGAGUUUAUUCAUCGGCAAAGUAUGCCUUCUUUCUCAAAUUCACCUCGGUCAUGCCUCGAUGCCCAUACUGCUAAACAGAAGCUAAAUUAUUCUAUAGAAAUGUUGAGUUCAAGUUCCGUUUUUCAACCUUUUAACGACGUUGUUCUGAACCCACCUAACAUAUCUGUGAAUAUCCCAAUCCGUGUUACUAACAGAGUAAGCACUCGCAAUUAUCGUCGUGUAGGAGCCAGAAACCUGGUUAAAGUUAACAUCUCUACUGAUGAUUGCCUUAGCGAUAAGACUCGGAAUAUUAAGAAACUUCACCUUUCAGUACUUAAUGCCAGGUCAAUCAACAACAAGUCCUUAUUGAUUAAGGAUUAUGUUGUAGAGAGAGAGAUUGAUAUUUUAGCUAUCACCGAAACAUGGUUAAAAGUGGGUGAGACCAGUAAUUAUAUCACGCGGGAUAUUUGUCCGAAAGGCUACAAAUUUAUUCAUUGCCCAAGGGAGUAUGCUCGUGGGGGUGGUGUUGGUUUACUUUUUAAGCAAAAUCUUAAGAUUAAGAAGUUGAAAACAAGAUCUUACCAGUCAUUUGAGUUGAUGGAAUUAUUAUUAAAUGUAAACUCGUCUACCUACAGAAUUGUUGUUAUUUACCGUCCUCCCCUAUCAUCGUUAAACAAAGUAACAUAUUCUGCAUUCCUUGAAGAAUUUACAACGCUACUGGAGCACAUCUCCCUAGCUUCUGGAAAGCUUAUAAUGGUAGGAGAUUUUAACUGUCAUGUAGAUGAAGGAGGUUCUAAUGCUCUCAGGUUUUUGGAGCUUCUGCAGAUUUUUAAUCUUGAACAGCAUGUGAAUGUACCGACACACAGUAGUGGACAUACACUCGACCUUAUUAUCACCAGGAAAGAUGAAACUAUUAUUAACAAUCUUAAAGUAUUCGACGCUGUUAUUUCUGACCAUUUUGUGUUGCAUUGUAAUUUAGACUUGGCUAAGCCUUGUAACGUAAAGUCGGACAUUUCGUAUCGAAAGCUUGGAGAUAUUGAUACACUUAAGUUUCGUCAAAACAUUCUUAGCUCGGAGUUAUAUACAAGACCUGCACCUACUCUUGAGGAGCGUUGUGACCAAUAUGAUUCGGUAUUAUCAACAUUGUUGGAGAACCAUGCCCCACUUCGUAAAAAGACCGUAACGAUCCGACCUAUGGCUCCAUGGUAUAAUGAAGAUAUCAAAAAGCAGAAAAUAGUAAGACGAUGCAAGGAACGGAGAUGGCGUAAAAGUGGCUCACAAGUUGAUAGACAGGCAUAUGCUGAUCAGUGUAUCCUUGUUAAGAACACAAUCAGUGAAGCGAAAAUGGAAUAUUAUUCAUCACUUGUUCAAGAUGCUGGUACUGAUAGUGGACGAGUUUUUCAGAUUAUUAAUCGAUUCCUACACAGGAAACCCGAAAAGCUAUAUCCUGUAUUUGAUUCGUCCACAAGGUUAGCAAACCAGUUUGCAUAUUUCUUCAACGAUAAAAUCUUCAAGAUAAAACAAGGACUACAAACUCCAUCGUCAGGGAAUACCCGGGUUUUUUCCCACCUGGAUAACCCAAAGCUAACUUGCUGUUUGGAUGAGUUCACUUAUACCACAACGGAGGAGUUAUCUGAUAUUCUGAAAAAGACUAAAUUAAAGUCCUGUGUGCUAGAUCCAAUACCCGCAAAGGUACUUUCUUCCCACAUAGAUGUGAUUUUACCGAUUGUCACGGACAUUGUUAAUUCAUCUUUGGAAACUAGCCAUGUUCCAUCGUCCUUUAAGAAGGCUGCUUUAUACCCGACUCUCAAAAAGUCUGUCACGGACUACGAAGAAUUUUCCAACUUUCGUCCAAUCUCUAACUUAAAGUUUAUUUCGAAGAUGACUGAAAAAGUGGUUUCCUUACGUCUAUUGCAUUAUCUUCGAAGCAAUGGCCUCGAAGAACUAUAUCAAUCUGCUUACAAGCAAUUCCAUAGUUGUGAAACAGCACUUAUUCGUGUACAGAACGACAUUUUACGUGAGAUAGAUGGAAACUCGGGUGUCAUACUACUACUAUUGGAUCUAUCAGCUGCGUUCGAUACGGUGGAUCAUACGAUCUUGCUCCAAAGAAUGUACUCUAAAUUUGGCAUCAAGGGUGAUGCAUUAAACUGGUUCAGGUCCUACCUAUCUGAUCGUUCUCAGACUGUUUAUGUUAAUGGCGCUACUUCAGACAGCUAUGAUGUGUUUUGUGGUGUUCCCCAAGGAUCAGUCCUAGGUCCUAUCCUAUAUCUGAUAUACACUUCACCGAUAGGAGACAUUUUACGAUCUCAUGGCAUGAAAUUUCAUCUAUAUGCCGAUGACACUCAAAUCUAUGUCUCGUUCAAUUAUAAAGAUCAGAAUGACCUUAAGCAAGUUAAGUCGUGCGUAGAAGCCUGCCUCGUGGAUAUUAUGAACUGGAUGUCAGAGAAUAAAUUAAAACUUAACACUGAUAAGACGGAACUUCUUAUUUUGAGUUCCAAAUUCCGGGCAGAGCCUAUAUUCCCUGUGUUGACUGUGGGCUCCGAUAUAAUUACUCCAACACCCCGCGCUCGGAACAUUGGUGUUACAUUUGAUAAAUUUCUUACAAUGUCUAUACAUAUUAAUGACAUAUGUAAGUCAGCAUUUUACCACCUACGGAACAUUGCUCGUGUUAGAAGAUACCUGUCGAUGCAUACUACUGAACAGCUUAUUCAUGCUUUUGUGACUAUUAAACUAGACAAUGCGAAUGCAUUGUUGUACGGUCUUCCUAAGGAUCAGAUUGGAAAGUUACAGCGUGUUCUAAACUCUGCAGCACGACUGUUAACUGGAUCCCACAAGUAUAAUCAUAUUACACCUAUUUUAAUACAGCUACACUGGCUACCAGUCGAGCAACGGAUUAUAUAUAAGAUUAUUUUAUUGACAUUUAAAGCGUUAAAUGGACUUGCUCCACAAUACAUUGCGGAGAUGAUCAGCCAUUAUGAACCUUCUAGGUGUCUUAGAUCCUCUAAAGCUAAUUUACUUAAUGAACCAAGAUUUAAUGUAAAUAGCUACGGUGGUAGAGCUUUUUACGCAAGUAGUCCUAGGUUAUGGAAUAAAUUACCUGUCUCUAUUAGAGCAUGUACAGAUAUUUCUGAAUUUAAGAGUAAGCUUAAGACCCACAUGUUUAAAAUAGCCUAUGAUUUAUAG
Molecule: messenger RNA, 3504 nt
Organism: Paramuricea clavata
Lineage: Eukaryota; Metazoa; Cnidaria; Anthozoa; Malacalcyonacea; Plexauridae
Source: the annotation of a GenBank genome assembly